AUGACUACGGACAACUUGUCCGCAGUACUGUAUGGUGUGGACGACAUUCGCCUAGAGCAAAGGGACAUUCCCACACCGGCGGACAAUCAGCUGUUGAUCAGAGUACACACAGUGGGUAUAUGCGGCUCCGACGUCCACUACUGGACCCAUGGUGCAAUUGGAAAUUUCGUCGUCAAGGAACCAAUGGUACUUGGACAUGAGACAAGUGGUACUGUAGCAGGUGUGGGCCGCAGCGUGGUGGUUUCGCUGUUGGUGAUCGUGUUGCGAUAG
Molecule: messenger RNA, 270 nt
Organism: Cooperia oncophora
Lineage: Eukaryota; Metazoa; Nematoda; Chromadorea; Rhabditida; Trichostrongylidae
Source: the annotation of a GenBank genome assembly